Andrographis paniculata is the source of this 795-nucleotide messenger RNA. Its product is annotated as probable aquaporin NIP-type. The transcript has 5 exons. The record is from RefSeq and is a predicted model, not a curated record. Gene Ontology annotation, biological process: transmembrane transport. Gene Ontology annotation, molecular function: channel activity. NCBI's taxonomy places the organism in Eukaryota, Viridiplantae, Streptophyta, Magnoliopsida, Lamiales, Acanthaceae. Gene Ontology annotation, cellular component: membrane. The coding region runs from base 1 to 795 and encodes 264 amino acids.
AUGAAGAUUAUCGAAGAAGGGAUUGUACCUUCGGACGAUAGCCUCGGAAAAAAUUCAAGCAAUGAGAAUGAAGACUCCACAAUUUGUGCCUCAAACAAUGUGGUUGUCGUCGCUCAAAAAGUGAUUGCCGAGGUGAUCGGAACAUAUUUCUUGAUAUUUAUAGGAUGUGGUUCAGUUGCCGUGAAUAAAAAGUAUGGAUCGGUGACAUUUCCAGGGAUUUGCAUGGCUUGGGGGUUGAUAGUCAUGGUCAUGAUCUACUCUGUUGGCCAUAUCUCCGGCGCACAUUUUAAUCCUGCGGUCACCAUUUCAUUCGCCAUUUUUCGCCAAUUCCCCGCCAAACAAGUCCCUUUGUAUAUUUUGGCGCAAUUCACCGGAUCAAUACUUGCGAGCGUGACUUUGUAUUUGGUGCUUGAUUUACGGAAAGAAGAUUAUUUUGGAACUGUACCGGUUGGAUCCAAUGUUCAAUCCUUCAUCGUGGAGAUAAUUACUUCUUUUCUCUUGAUGUUUGUUAUUUCCGGUGUCGCCACCGAUAACAGAGCAAUUGGAGAAUUGGCUGGAAUUGCUAUCGGAAUGACAAUAUUGAUCAACGUUAUUGUUGCAGGGCCAGUGUCGGGAGCAUCGAUGAAUCCGGCAAGAAGUAUUGGGCCGGCAAUCGUGAUGCAUGAAUACAAAGGGUUGUGGGUGUAUGUGGCCGGCCCUUUUUUAGGGACAAUUCUAGGGGCUUUUACCUACAAUUUUAUUAGAUUCACCGAAAAACCACUCCGAGAAAUAACCAAAAGUGCAUCAUUCAUUUAA